AUGGGUCAAAAAUCAGCUAAACAACAUAAAAAAGAUUUAACUCAUUUAUCCGAAGAUGAAAUUGAUCGUUUAACAAAAAAUACAACAUAUUCAAGACAACAAAUUCACGAUUGGCAUCAAGGAUUUCUUCGUGAUUGUCCUAAUGGUAAACUUGAUAAAAAGAAAUUCUUUGAAGUGUACAAGAAAUUUUAUCCCGAAGGUAAAGCUGAAAAAUUUUGUGCUCAAGUAUUUAAAACAUUUGAUUCGGAUGAUAAUGGUUAUAUUGAUUUUGUUGAAUUUCUUAUUGCUGUGAAUAUUACAUCUCAUGGUGAUGUUCGAGAAAAACUUCGAUUGGCUUUUGACAUACAAAAAAAAAUGAUUAUUUUAUAUUUUGCUGAAUUAUUCGAACAAUAA
Molecule: messenger RNA, 393 nt
Organism: Rotaria sp. Silwood1
Lineage: Eukaryota; Metazoa; Rotifera; Eurotatoria; Philodinida; Philodinidae
Source: the annotation of a GenBank genome assembly